Molecule: messenger RNA, 3864 nt
Organism: Vigna angularis (adzuki bean)
Lineage: Eukaryota; Viridiplantae; Streptophyta; Magnoliopsida; Fabales; Fabaceae
Product: transcription termination factor MTERF5, chloroplastic
Exons: 2
Coding region: 369-1502 (377 amino acids)
Biological process (GO): chloroplast organization; regulation of DNA-templated transcription
Cellular component (GO): chloroplast
Molecular function (GO): double-stranded DNA binding
Source: RefSeq, a predicted model, not a curated record
AGCUCAGAAGGUCUUCAUAUUACAAAAUCAAAAAAUGGAACUGAAAAUCUUAAAUAAGAGGAUCAAUUUAGAAUUUUAAAAUUCAGGGGGUGUAAGUUGAAAUUUCAAGCGUAGAGAACAAAAUGCCCUACUCGUCCAUGACUGACGGUUAUUUGGGUGCAGAGCUGAACUUAGGGUUUUGUUGCUUGUUCCUUCGUCUCCUCUCAAUCAAACAAGGCUCUCAUCCUCGCAUAAACUUGGAAAACUUGGUAAUAUAGGAGACGGACAACGUUUUGGUCUCUGGAAAUUCGAAAUAGACAACCUAAGAAAUAGUUUGUUUGUUCGUUGACGACAAACAAAACAUUCAUUCAUUCUUGUUCACUAAACUAAUGCAAUCUCUAAAGUCACACCCUGCUCUUUUAUUUUCUCUUUUCAAUCAAUUCUCUUCUCAGUCUCUGACAUCCUUCCUCUCUUUCUCAACCAAAUGCCGUUGCCUACACUUCAACGAAACCAGUUCAAUAAUUGAUUACCUAAAUUCCAACUUCCAGUUCUCCAAAACCCAAUCCCUUUAUAUCUCCAAACGUGUUUCACAGGCCAAAUUCCCUCAAAACCCCUUAUCAGUCCUCACUUUCUUCAAACAAAUUGGCUUUUCGCAAAGCCAGAUUCUCUCCGUGAUUCGUCAAAGACCCCAGAUACUAUUUACAGACGUUGACAAAAUCUUAAGAUCCAAAAUUCAGUUCUUUCAGAUGUCUGGAUUCCAGGGUCGCGAGUUAUGUAGCUUCAUUUCAAAGAAUCCCUCCAUUUUGACUCAUAGCUUGAAGAAAACAUUGGUCCCCUCAGUUGAAGCUAUUAGGAAAAUUGUGUGCGACCAGAAAGAUUUUAUUCUUGUGUUGCACAGAUGUGGCUGGAUACUCCCAAAGUACAAAAGGUUUAUGGACAAUGUCUUCUUCUUGGAGAGGUGUGGCAUUCUUGGGACUCAUUUUGCAUUGCUACUCAAACUUCACCCAAGGAUUUUCAUUGCACAGCAGUCCACUAUUGAAAACCUUGUUUCUCGAGCUGUAGACUUGGGCUUCCGUGAAAAUUCAAGAAUGCUUGUCCAUGCAAUUCAUACAUUAAGUUGUUUGAGCAAUAAAACAUUUGAGAGAAAGCUGAAACUAAUUAAUAGUUUUGGGUUUUCCAACGAUGAGGGCCUACAAAUGUUCAAGAGAACCCCGACUUUGUUCAGAACAUCAGAGAUGAAGUUGAAAGUUGGAAUGAAGUUCUUCUUGCAUACAGUUGUGCUGCCCAAGUCAGUCCUUAUUCACCGGCCUCAGAUUUUAAUGUACAGCAUGGAGGAUCGCGUGCUUCCUCGAUAUAAAGUCUUCCAGCUGUUGAAAUCAAAAAAUCUCUGCAAGAAAGUCCCCAGUUAUAUUCAUGUGUUGUGCUUGUCUGAGGAGAUGUUUUUGGACAAGUAUAUAUCACAGUUCAGGGAAAAUGCAGAGGAGUUAUUAGUAGCAUACAAGGGUCAUUAUCGGGAGGCAUAACCAUACCUUCAAUUCUGAUUUUUCACUCUUCUACGGGAAGCCUGGGCAAUUUGGGACCAAAAGUGCUUGGACUGAUCCAAUUUAUACUAUCCAGUGGAGAAGAAGAAAAUAUACUCAUGCUAUGGUUACAUGUUGAGAGCCCAGGCAAGUCUGGUUCUAAUCACCCUUGAAUCCGCAAAUUGAAUCUAGACAUAAUAUAUGCUUUUUCUGAAUGGAUAGCAUAUUAGAUCAAAGAAGAUGAUAAUGAGAUGCAACAGUGUAUUGAGGACUCUGUGGGUAACAACAAUACACAAAGAAAUAAUAUUAUUUUUAGGAACCAUAAACCCAAUGGUGUGGAAGUGUUUAUCUUAAUACAAAUUAAAACUUGAGCAUAUUGUGAAUUAUGGCUCAUAUUUCAACAACCUUCAUAUGAGCAAGAUUUUGAUUCAUAUUGUGGAUCAUCUUUUUGGAAUUAUGAACUUCCUAUGCUGCAAAUCUGAACAAUGUCAGUAGCAACAAUAUGCCCACCAGUUGUUGCAUCUAUUAGCGUUGAACCAUCUUUAGAAGAUGAUAGACCAAAUGGUUGAGCAGGAUAGAAAAUUCGAGAAACAACCUGCUAUAUGACAAGAACAGAGUUUUUAGUUCUAGCUGCCACAAUAUUCUAACCAGCUAGUUCAACCACUAAAUUCAUAUGCUCAAUAGCCAUACUGUGAGCAGUUUCACAACCAUGUACUAAACAACCUUUGUUGUCACCUUUGCAAAAAUUUCAACACCAACAACCUAAGACAUCAAGUGUUGCACCUGUUAACAAUAAGUAAUAUAUAAAUGAUUGAACAGAGAGGGCAAAACCUGCAAAGGCUAGAUUAAGACCUGUAGAAAAUAAGGCAACAAUAGAUUGAAGAUAACCAACAGAAGGGUGAAGAGUUGAUUAUAAUUUAAGAUUAAUAAAAGAGAGAGAGAGAGAGAAUGUGCUAAUUGAGAAAGAAAAAGAAAAAGAAUUUGAAGGAUGUGUUGAGUUAGCUAAGUGCACAUCGUCUGAUGAUGACCACUGUGAUACAGAUGUUAAUGCAGAACACAGCAAAUUGAGUCAAAAGACUCAAUUACAAGAUGAUCUAAUAAUAGAGGCUGAUCUCUUUAAGUCGUUGGGUGAUUGUGAUGUUGUUGAGAUAGAUUGUGAUGAGAAUGCAAUGAUGAAACCAAGUGUAGUAGUAGAAUCACAAAGAGAUGGAUCUCAAUUUCAUAUAAUAAGGGAUAUUAAGUGAUAGGAGAAGUUGUUGCAUUGAAAACGUACCAUUAGACCAAAAGAUAUAGUUGCUAAUUUAGGUGCAACUCUUAUUUAUUUUGACUUAGUUAAACUGGUUUAUAUCACGGGGUUAAUUGAUGUUACCGACGAUAAUCAAAUUGUUCAUGAUGAAAAUCCCAUUUAUUUGGACUCUGCUACCCAUUGCUGAAUGUCCUUAUCACUAGGCAAAAAAUUAUUGAUAAGCACAACUUAUAAUUUAGAUAAUUUAAUUUAUGUUAUGGAAUAAUUGAUGCAACUUGAAGAAUCUUUACAUUUGCAAACCAUAAAUUAGAGUUUAGAAAGAGACAUGAUAAUAAAGAGAUUGAUUUUUAGCUAAUCUUGCCAUUAAUUGUUUUUUUUAUUGCAACCAACCAUUAACUUGAACUCGUGAUUACAUGAAUGUGUUGCCUCUAGAAAGGAAUAAAGAAAAACAUAAGAAGUGUGGUUCUGUCAGACAGAACAUAGAAAUAUGUGAAAAUUUGUAGCAGUUGGCGCCUCUUUGACUCUGCCGCUGCCGCUGACACCACCAUGGGAGUGGUUGUCGGGAAGGGCCGGAGGGUGGUAGUACUUGCGGCCUGUUUGGGGACAGUUAGAGUGAAACCUUGCGACAACCCUAACCCCUUGGUCAAGGAUGCCCACAAGCUUCCCCAUACCCCUAACUGCUCCCAAUUAAACUCAAGAACCACACACCCCCUUUUCCUUUCUCUUUUCUCUCUAAAUUUCUGGCGGGAAUAAGAGAAAAAGGGAAGGCUGUGUUACAAAAAGACGAGAGACUUAAAAAUAGUUUAUAUAGAGAGAGAGGUCGCUGUUUGUCGAGGAAGAACAGAGUGGCCUGAGAUAUUUAUAGUUCGUGAUUUUCUCACGCACUUUCUUCGGCAGCGGCGGUUCUUUGCUUCUUCGUAUUUUUAAUAUUAUUUGGUUUGUGAUGGUUGACUUGUUGAAUUUGAACCGCGUUUCUAUCUUUAAGCAUCCUAUAUUUGACUAAUUGCUUCUUCUUUUUUUAUUUUCUUUUUAAAGGGGCUUUCCUAUUUUUGAUUGUUUACUUUAUUGUUAUUACUAUUAUUAAUGCGCACAGAUUGAAUCGCCGGUCAAGCCAGGUAA